Messenger RNA from Topomyia yanbarensis, 1416 nucleotides. RefSeq lists its product as uncharacterized. Gene Ontology annotation, biological process: sensory perception of smell; detection of chemical stimulus involved in sensory perception of smell. The record is from RefSeq and is a predicted model, not a curated record. Lineage: Eukaryota; Metazoa; Arthropoda; Insecta; Diptera; Culicidae. Gene Ontology annotation, molecular function: odorant binding; olfactory receptor activity. The coding region runs from base 44 to 1294 and encodes 416 amino acids. Gene Ontology annotation, cellular component: plasma membrane. The transcript is spliced from 4 exons.
CCAACAACCAAGUUAGUCGGCACUGGAAACCAGCGGGUCGAGCAUGGAAAAGUUGAAAAAAUAUAUCAACCCAUUUCCAGAGUUUAGCCUCGAUGGGGACUAUUUCUACUCCUUGGAUAUAGCAUGUGUUAUGCUCGAAUUCAAACCACCGUUGUCGAAGCGAACCAGUCUGCGAAUUGCCUGGGCAGUGUUGAAAGUUUUGCUGAUGCUACAGUACCUUUGCUUCACAGUUCACCUCUGCCGUACCAUCAUUGCUCAGGAUAUUGAAAAGUUUGCGACAAUACUGAAUAUGCAUUUCUUUCUCACCGUUUCAAUAUUCCGGGCGGCCGCCCUCGCCUAUCACAGAGAUACGCUAAUAAAGUUGAAGCAAGAAAUCAAUGAAAAAUCUUGCCAGCGAGACGAUGCAGAUGCGUACGAGAUGAGAAAAAAUAUUUUUAUCUGGAACAACAAGUUUCUAGUUAUGAUGUAUUGCUACAACACGACCAACAUGUUCAUCUGGUGCUUUACCACCGGUUUAUAUGACGAACUCUUCAAAAUCCCAUUCUCGUUGGACAUGCUACCGACCGCCCUUCAUUGGCUAAUUGAUGUAGCAUUCGUGCUAAUCACCGUACCGUGGAGCUACACUGGCUGGUUAAGUUUCAAGGAGUUCAUGGUAAUUUUAAGGGUUAUGCGUGUGGAACUGGCAAUUGUUGUGCGCCAGUUUGACCCCCUGUUCCGUAAUGUCACUGAAAGAUUGGAAAUAACCGACUCCAGUCCGGUGUCAGUUUUUCAACAAAAGCAAUACUGGGCUCAAUUGGAGUCUUCAUUCAGCAGUGCCAUUUCACAUCAUUCGUCAUUCAUAAAUAACUAUCAACGGCUUCGAACAAUUGCGAGCAUCAAUUUUUUUGUAUUGCUGACUUCAGCAGGGCUAAUGAUUUCAAUCAGUAUGUUUUUGACACUUCUGAGACCGUCGUUUGAUCGCUUGCCGAUGCAACUUUUCGCCGUCCAGUGUCUGUUCGAAACUUAUUUAUGCUGUUCAAUGUUUACCUCGCUGGAGGAAGUAAAUGAUCAAAUUGCAAGCUACGUGUACGCCAUCGAUUGGCUUUCAAUGGUUCCACGGUCCAGCGACAUCGAUUUUAAAUGUUACAAAUCUAUCCGCCAAAAUGCAUUGAUUCUGCAGCGACAAGUUCAUGGCGGGUUUACUGUUCGGGCGGGCGGAAUGUUCGAACUGAACAUCGAGACCUUCGCGGGAAUGGUAAAAUUAAUACACACACUGUUGACGUGUAUGUCUCAAAUGGAUCUUGGCAGUGAAUAAAAUGUUGAAUCUGAUACAUCUGGCACCAAGCAUUUUAAAAGAUUUUUUCGCACUGUUGUAGUUGUUCUUUGUCAUAGACGUAGAAAAUCGCACUGGAAAUAUAACUGAUUCAAAAUAUUGAA